GGAUUUGUUUCUUGGUUUUAGCUACCUUUUGAUGUUCUUUCUAUUGACAUAUGGUGAUUUAAGUUAUCCACUUCCCGCGAUACAUUCAUAUUUAGCUUACGAAUAUCGUCCGAAGCGAUCUACUAAUGAUCACUACUCUAUACCCAUUGGAACAAAACUUCCCAUUCGAAUCUCACUGCACCUCAUCAACAUGCCCGUUAUCGAUUCCAAAAAAUACGCCUGCGAGCCAUGUAUCCGCGGGCAUAGAGCAACAAAAUGUUCGCAUACCACUCGACUACAAGUUUUAGUACGGAAGCCCGGACGUCCUAUGCAGAAUUGUGCACACGAGUUUGGGGCAUGUGUUUGUGGGAGAAUAGGUGAAGUCGGGGAGGAUUGGGGUGCUGAUGGUGAUGGUCCCAAAGAGAUGUCGAAAUCGGUCGGUUAUGACGCGAGAGAAACUUCUAAUGUCAUUGCUAUUAUGGGAUCGGUAGAGUCCCGAAAGAACGUCUUGAAGACUAAGAGCAAAAAGGAGAAGGAGAAAGUGAAGAAGGGUGGAACAAGUGAUGUCCAAAAGAGCAAAGUCAAGAAAAGAGCGAAAGGUCCCACAUCAUCAUCUCAAAGCAACUCAUGUCCACCUUCGAUAUGUAAAGUGUCGGGCCAGCAAGAAGUGAUAGAACACAGCAGCGACAUCCAACCGGAAUCUAUCGAUGUCCUCGACCCAACAUAUCCAAAAAUACCCAUCCCCAGCUCCACAUCCAUACCCACUAUAUCGAACUUCCUCCCUACCAUCACAACACUGAUUCCCCAAGUGCAAGAUCAUACUAUCCUUAGCUCCCAGAUGCUGUAUAAUGAUCAAUCACCGACUUUGAUCUUCCAUCAACAUCAGAAUGAUCAGGCGAGUCUUAGAACACCUUUCUCGACUCCAUUCUUGCGAUAUUAGUGAACAAGAUUUCCAAACAAUACAAACUGAACAAUAUCGGUUACUUUCCAGGAUAGAGUCAUGCAAAAGGAAAUAAGAAUUGAAUGUGAA
Botrytis cinerea B05.10 is the source of this 1009-nucleotide messenger RNA. RefSeq lists its product as hypothetical. The coding region runs from base 191 to 919 and encodes 242 amino acids. The record is from RefSeq and is a predicted model, not a curated record. Gene Ontology annotation, biological process: intracellular iron ion homeostasis; intracellular copper ion homeostasis; positive regulation of transcription by RNA polymerase II. Gene Ontology annotation, molecular function: copper ion binding; RNA polymerase II cis-regulatory region sequence-specific DNA binding; DNA-binding transcription factor activity, RNA polymerase II-specific. The transcript is spliced from 3 exons. Gene Ontology annotation, cellular component: nucleus. Lineage: Eukaryota; Fungi; Ascomycota; Leotiomycetes; Helotiales; Sclerotiniaceae.